GUUGGUGACACACUAACGUCAUGCUUGGUUCACUAUUCCUAUCAUCUUUUGUGUUUCUUUUUUUGUUUGGUUUUGUUGAAGGAGACAAACAGGGAGAUACCAGACUGAAAACCUUAAAGUCUUUGAUCUACAACAACGCGGAGGCCACAGUCAAACUGGAUUCUACAGCACUGCAAAAACUCAUUCAGUUAUCGACAACGGGUACUCUUUCAAGACACAAACCACGAGUGAGUUUUUCUGUUUAUGUUAAAUCGAAACACCUGACACUUGGAAAAGGUCAGACGGCGAUAUACGACGGAAUCCUGACGAAUGAUGGAAAAGGAUAUGACGACAGAUCAGGAAUCUUCACGUGUCCUGCAACGGGUACCUACAUGUUUGUUGUCGAUUGUCUCUCUAUUAAGCCAACAUGGAUACAGAUUAUACUGAACAAGAAUGUGGUUGGGUCUGCUUAUAUAUCAACUAAAGAAAUAACAUCUUAUCAACAGUUUAGUAGAACCGUCAUUUUAAAAGCAGGAAAAGGUGACCACGUUAAGGUAGUUAAUGUUGAGAAAGGCGGCUUCAUCCACCAGGGCCACUACUCUGGUUUCUCUGGAACUCUACUGUACUGAAGAAUUGAUACAGAUAAGAAAUUGUAAAUUGCAAGUCAUGAGA
This is a messenger RNA of Ostrea edulis (European flat oyster), 651 nucleotides long. Its product is annotated as C1q-related factor-like. Gene Ontology annotation, molecular function: protein binding. Lineage: Eukaryota; Metazoa; Mollusca; Bivalvia; Ostreida; Ostreidae. The record is from RefSeq and is a predicted model, not a curated record. The transcript is spliced from 2 exons. Bases 21 to 608 code for a protein of 195 amino acids.